Prorocentrum cordatum is the source of this 737-nucleotide messenger RNA. Lineage: Eukaryota; Dinophyceae; Prorocentrales; Prorocentraceae. The record is from the annotation of a GenBank genome assembly.
AUGAGUUGCCACAGAACUCGCGUGCGGCGCGCGAUGGACGAGGACGAGGACGCGGCGCUGGAGCGGUUCAUGCAGGAGGACGCCCUGCUAGACGCGAUCCAGUACGCCCCGGACCUCCCCGGCACAGGACCCACCGUGUCCCUGGCGCAGGCGUCGCGGACUGCCCCGCCCCGGAGCCCGGCGCCCGCGCGCGCCCCGGGCAUCGUGUCGCUGGCCAGGGACCACGGCGCCGCGGGGGCGCGGGGCGCGGAGGAGCACGCGAGAAACAGCGCCGCCCUCGCCACCGCCUACCACGAGGCCCUGCGGCACGGCCAGUCCUGCGCAGGCGCAGCGGCCUCCACCGCAGCCCGCGGGCGGGGCGCGGCCGCGGCGGGCGGGGAGGACACGUCCUACGCGGCGGCGCUGGCGCCCAGGCAACCCCUCGAGGUGGAGGCGGCCGGCCCCAGCGGGCCGACGCCGCGGCGGCCGGCCGCCAAGGCCACGGGCGUGCCCCUGCAGGCCGUGCCGCUGGCGGUGGCCGCGCUGAUGGGCAUGUGGUUUUUCGGCCCCACCUCUACGAAGAGCCAGAGCGCCACCCCCUGAUGCCGGCAGCAGCGCCUGCUGGCCCGAAGGGCUACGACUUCAGCAGGAGGGGGGUCGAUUCGCGAGGCCUUCGCGAGGCUCACGGGCCCGCAGGGCGACGACUUCAGCAGGCAGGGAGGGGUUCGACUCGCGAGGCCUUCGCGAGGCUCACGGGC